Mycosarcoma maydis (corn smut) is the source of this 1260-nucleotide messenger RNA. RefSeq lists its product as uncharacterized. The record is from RefSeq and is a predicted model, not a curated record. Lineage: Eukaryota; Fungi; Basidiomycota; Ustilaginomycetes; Ustilaginales. Gene Ontology annotation, molecular function: FMN binding; oxidoreductase activity. The transcript has 5 exons. The coding region runs from base 1 to 1260 and encodes 419 amino acids.
AUGUCAAAUUCAAGGUCGGGAUACCUUCGCGAGAUCUACGUAGGCGGCCUGAGCGGUGGCCGACCACAGACGACCAAUCUCAAGCUACUUGAGCAGCAAGCCAAAUCCAAGCUCACACCUGAAGCAUACGCCUACGUUGCUGGAAGCGCUUCAACUGAAAGCACCGCUCAAGCCAACCUCGACGCCUUUAGCAAGUGGCACAUUGUGCCUUCGAUGCUGAGAGACGUCUCUCUUGCCGAGUUCGACAGUACAACUCGACUGUUUGGAAGGGAAUACUCUUCGCCUUUGGUUGUCGCACCCAUCGGCGUACAGGCUCAGUUGCAUGCAGCAGAAGCUGAUUGCGCCACAGCACGUGCAGCAGCAGACCUUGAAAUCCCCUUCACGCUCUCCUCUGCCACUAGUCGGCCGCUUGAAAAGGUGCACGAGCAUGCUGGCUUCUCGAAAGGCUCAGAAGAGGGUGGUGUAGAUGCGUGGUUUCAGCUCUACUGGCCUCAAGACGAUGAACUGACCGAAAGUUUGCUCAGCAGAGCCAAAAAGGCUGGUUAUCGUGUGCUUGUGGUAACGCUUGACACGUGGAACUUGGGAUGGCGCCCAAGAGAUCUCGAUUCAGCCUACAACCCUUUCCUGACGGGCGAAGGCGUUGCCAAUGUUUUCUCUGACCCGGUCUUCAUCGAAAGGUAUUGCGAAGGAAAGGACCCUCGGCGCUCCGACGUGUCAAAGGAAGAGAUCACCGAGGCCUCAGUUGCAGCCAUUGCCCAACUUUCUCCUGGGGUUUCCCGUACCUGGUCUGACCUAGCGCUUCUGCGACGACUCUGGGGCUCGAACCCUAUCGUGCUCAAAGGCAUUCAGACGUUGUCAGACGCGGCACGUGCGGUUGAAGCGGGCAUGGACGGUGUGUGGGUCUCGAAUCACGGCGGUCGCCAGGUGGAUGGUGCUGUUCCUUCGCUUAACCAGCUGCCCGUCAUCGCAGAAUACAUUCGCUCCCUGCCACUCAAAGAGGGCGAGGAGAGAAAGACGGUCAUUUUCGAUUCGGGCGUACGAUGCGGUGCAGACAUCAUGAAGGCGCUCUGUCUCGGUGCGGAUGCUGUCGCUGUCGGCAGACCAUGGUGCUGGGGUUUGGCGCUCAACGGCGAGGAUGGGGUUCGCGAUGUGCUCAAGACGCUCUUGGCAGAUUUCGAAUUGAAUGCUGGCCUUGCGGGUUUCCAGUCGGCCAGCCAGCUCAGUCGACAUGCGCUAGUGCGCGCUGAUGGUCGGCUGUAA